UAAACAACGACGGCUGCUUUGUAAAAGCCCUCGCAUCACACUCUCAAAGCUCACACGCACAACUGCCGCAUACAUACAUGGCGACGCCACAGGCGGGGCCUGGGCCGCCAGGGUUGGAGGGGGCCCCAGCGCCUCCGCCAGCGCCUCCAGGCACGGACAUGACGGGGAUAUGCUUCAGGGACCAGCUCUGGCUCAACACCUACCCUCUCGACCGCAAUCUCGUCUUCGAUUACUUCGCCCUCUCGCCGUUCUACGACUGGACCUGCAACAACGAGCAGCUUCGCAUGCGCUCCAUUCACCCCCUCGAUCUCUCCCACCUCUCGAAAAUGACUGGCACAGAAUUCAUGCUACAUGAAGUUAUGGAGCCCCAUCUUUUUGUUAUCCGCAAGCAAAAGAGGGAUGGUCCUGAAAAAGUUACACCAAUGCUGACUUAUUAUAUUCUGGAUGGUUCAAUUUACCAAACACCACAGCUUUGCAAUGUUUUUGCUGCUCGAAUUGGACGGGCUCUCUAUUAUAUAUCAAAGGCUUUCACUACUGCUGCCUCAAAGUUGGAGAAGAUUGGAUAUGCUGAUACUGAAAAUGAGAGUGCGGCCUCGGAAUCAAAGGUUGUUAAAGAGACAAUUAAUUUUAAGGAAGUUAAGCGAGUAGAUCAUAUCCUUUCAUCAUUGCAACGCAAGUUACCACCAGCUCCCCCUCCCCCGCCAUUUCCAGAAGGCUAUGUUCCCCCUUCUACUGCAGAUGCAGAGAAAGGACCCGAAGGCCAGCAAUCAGGAGAACCACAACCCCCUCUAGUUGAUCCUGUUAUUGAUCAAGGUCCGGCUAAAAGAAUGAAAAUUUGAAGAACAUUUGGCUGCCCAAUUUAUUACAUCAUCCAAUAGCAUGUUGAAGUGGAGGCUGGGCAUGACAAAUUUUUCAUGCUGCCAAGUCCUGACUUGAAUGUCUAACUAACUACAUUUUGUCUGUUUUCUGUCUCUUAGACCUUAAUAUUUAAAGCUCUCAGUCGACGAUCCUUUGUAAAAUGUGCAAAUCAUUCUAGCCAGGUAUCUUGCAGUCCAAUGUAGUCGUCUAAGAUGAACAUGUAUUUUAUAAAUGAACAUGUUAAUUUUCCUUUA
Molecule: messenger RNA, 1112 nt
Organism: Corylus avellana
Lineage: Eukaryota; Viridiplantae; Streptophyta; Magnoliopsida; Fagales; Betulaceae
Gene: MED6
Product: RNA polymerase transcriptional regulation mediator-like protein
Biological process (GO): regulation of transcription by RNA polymerase II
Cellular component (GO): mediator complex
Molecular function (GO): transcription coregulator activity
Source: RefSeq, a predicted model, not a curated record